AUGGUCGAUAUCGGGGUCGUGAAGUGCAAACUCAUCGAGGGAUGGGUUGUCGGCCCGAUAUAUGGGAUGAAUGUCAUCCUCUUCGUUGUCGUGAUGAAUGCGCUCCUCCUGCGCCGGAACACUACUAGUGCAAGGUGGCUACUAGGCAUCAGCGCGCUACAGAUGGCUAUCUCGACCGGUCAUGUGGGUGCACUUCUUGCAAGGACUAUUCGCGCGUUCGUCUUCAUGGAUGGAGCGGCGCGGAUGGCCUAUCUAUCCGAUGAGCGUGCAGCGCUGCAUACGACGGAACAGGCGCUAUACACCUUCAACGACGUCAUUGCUGGUGGUAUUUUGACUUGGCGUUGCUUUGUAGUGUGGCACCAGAAUUGGAGAAUAUGCGCACUCUUGGUCGCAUCCAGUGUCGGGACUGCUGUGUCGGGGAUCGGUAGCAUCGUCAGGCUUACUUUGCUUCCUACAAACCAGAUGGACUUCUUUGACAGCUCGCUCAAAGCGUGGUUUACCGCAUUCUGGGUCCUGUCGGUGUUCACCCAGUCCGGUGCGACCGCGCUCGUAGCGUGGAAGAUAUGGUCUACGAUCUCGUGGCGUGCUCGUGCAGUGGGAAGCCGCGAGUGGCAUGUACUUCUCAUCUUCAUCGAAUCAGGCGCACUGUACAGUAUCGGUACCAUUCUUGUGCUCGCGUUCUAUCUUCAAGGUUCCAACAUCGGAACAAUCAUCGCGGGGAUGCUUGGACAACUGAGUGCCACUGCACCAUACCUCAUCAUUGUACGCAGCGAAGUGCUUCGGCCGGCUUCGUCCUCAGGCAAUGGCAACAAGGCGGCGGCCGAACUUUAUGCACUAAGAGAACUCCCGACUGCGAUGCGCCAGAAUCACUUCAUGGAGAGAUCGUCAGCUUCACUGGGCGCGUCUAUCGCUGUUUCCGAACCCGAGGGGAAGUAG
This is a messenger RNA of Peniophora sp. CBMAI 1063, 936 nucleotides long. NCBI's taxonomy places the organism in Eukaryota, Fungi, Basidiomycota, Agaricomycetes, Russulales, Peniophoraceae. The record is from the annotation of a GenBank genome assembly.